UCGUCGUGGUUCGUGUGUCGCCGCCUUCUUGGCCUCAUCACGCCGGCUCAGUCAAGCAGAAGCAGAAGCCGAAGCCGCCAGCAACUCGCCCUUGGUUCGGACGUCGUCGUCCUUCCUGCUUUUUGGCCUCGCCAUCGCCGUCUACUCACUGGUCUCGUCGCCAAAACCUUGCAUAACACACACACAGGUGUCAGCCAACCAUAAACCUCCCCACGGAUCUGCUCUGCCUCCUGCUGCAUUUUGUUUCUGUUUCUGCUUCUUAUUCUGCUUCCCUUCAGUGUGCUUCCCUUCAGCCCUUCUGGCCUUGUUCUGCUUCUGGUAUGCGCUUGCCGUCACAACGUCUACCAGUGGCUGCUCUCCCUUGGUUCUGUAAAGGGGUUGGGAUCUUUCAUUUAUCGAUUUGAUCAUCACUAUAAGGAACACCUCAUGGGAGGAUUGAGAACUAUGGUUAGGAGGGAUAAAGAUAGCAGGUUGGAGGUUGAAUGUUUGAUCUGGCUUUGCUCCCUUUCAGAGCUUGAGAUUGAUAUGUUAAUUAGCUUGAAGUUGCUGAUCUUUCAGCGUGCAAAAACGAUAGGCUAUGCUGACCUGGCUAAGAAAUUCAACCUUAAGAUUAUUCGAGCCAUUGCUGUUGUUUUGAUGGAACAUCUUAAGGAAGAGUUAAAAGAUUUAUUGCUUGUUGCAGAUACGGAUAAAUCUGCGUCUUUUUUGGAUGCUUGUAAACUAUUGAAAUGUUAUAAGGAGGGUACUACAACUUUUGAAGAGCUAAUUACAGACAUCGGUACUGAUAUACAAGCAUAUUUGAGGAGACCAUCAACGUACAAAAGAGAGGAGGAGAAAGAUGAAAGAAAGUAGUAGAAGAUUAUGGUGUUCUUGAUGACCUGAAACUUACAAGCUUACUUAUGGCAGAAGUUGAGUUCGACUUUUCUCAUUGGCGGAUGCACACAUUUUUUUUUUUUGUAGGUUUUCUACUUUUUUUCCCCCUUCGGGGUCAUAUUCAUAAAUUGAUUGUAUUAAUCUAUUUUAUAGCUGAUAUUUUAUAGCUGACAUUGCUGGAGCAAACUAGCAGAAGAAUUUUGAAUAUUAUUCUUAGAAGAGGUAAUAUUGGUUAUUGGGAGUUUUUGGCUUUGGAUUUCA
Arachis duranensis is the source of this 1134-nucleotide messenger RNA. RefSeq lists its product as uncharacterized. The record is from RefSeq and is a predicted model, not a curated record. Lineage: Eukaryota; Viridiplantae; Streptophyta; Magnoliopsida; Fabales; Fabaceae. The coding region runs from base 427 to 852 and encodes 141 amino acids. The transcript has 6 exons.